This is a messenger RNA of Prorocentrum cordatum, 5526 nucleotides long. NCBI's taxonomy places the organism in Eukaryota, Dinophyceae, Prorocentrales, Prorocentraceae. The record is from the annotation of a GenBank genome assembly.
AUGGCGCGCCUCAGCCGCGUGACCACCUUCUCCACCUCUGCUGUGGAUCUGUCGCAGGCUCACUGCACGUGGCGUCGGGCCCUCGCCAUAGGGCUCGCCUUCUCUUUCCUGGGCGACACAGGGCUGCUGGAGUGGGCCCUCGAGUCGCCGAUCGUUGCCGCCAACGCGAGCGACCCUCUCUCGCGCUACGAGCGCAUCUCACCAAGGCUGACCUUCACCGUGUACGUUGGCCUGUCUAUGAGCUCAGUGCACAGAUGGAGUCGCAUGUGCCGCAACGUGGGCGAGGUCGUCCUGACGCUCAUGUGGCUCUAUCCCAAGAUGAAGCGACAGCCGAAUACCACCUACGCCCACUUCCCCGCCCUGUCCGCCGACGAGAAGACGGCGGCGAUCGAGGCGGGCACCGAGAAGCAGUUUAGUAUGGAGUUUGGCGCCGCACGCUGGCGCUCAUGGGUUUCGUUGCUUGGGUGGGCUCGCAGUGCUGCGGUCGCCAUGUGGGCGACGUCAUCGUGGGGCACCAGCGGAGGCCAGAUCUUCUUCGCCUGGAGGGCGGCGUUGUACUUCCGUGCUUGGGACUGGGCCAAGUGGAUGGUGGAGAAGCUAGACGACACGCAUACAUUCUUGAUGGAGCUGGACGACUUCAGGGCCUACCUCUACGACCUCUACCAGGACGGUCGCCUGGAGUUGCCGAUGCUGCUUCUCUCCUUCCAGAUGGCUUUCACCCCCGUGCUCUGGAGCUCGUGCUGCCGACGUGGCUUACCCAGGUUCGGCGGCGCCAGCCCCACAGGGAGCGACGUGGGCAGCGAUGGGGAGGCUGGGCAUUCGGUUCACGAGUCGGACUCGGAGUCAGAGGGAAGCAAGGAAGUCUCGGAGAUGAGGAAGAUGAUGCAGGACUUGAUGGAGGAGAUGCACCGGGAUCGUCGAGGCCGUCGCCGUGCAGAGGCGGAGACCGAGGGGAACUCAGCUCGGGGCGGGGGAGACAGCCCUUGCCGCUCAGAUGGGUCAUCUGCGUGGAGUCCAGGGUCGAGUGCGGGCAGCUGGGAGCGCAUCCCAUCGCCUGCCGACGAGGGCAUGCACGUCGACCGCAUGAUGGACCACCUGGACCAGGUCGAGAAGACCAUCCUGGCAGACCGUGCGACAGGAGCUCGCCACGCGGUCGCGGACCAGACGUCGACGGCAGCUACGGCGGGAUCGAUAGCAGCCCCGACCAUCAACCUGGACGAGGUCUCGGUGGAGGAGGUUGGGGUGAACAUCGGGCUGCUGCGCGAGUCCUUGAAGGAUCCGAGGGUCCGCCUGAUGGAGAACUUGACGAAGCUGAAGUCGGCCCCGACGUUCGAGUUGCCCCCGCGGCUGACGGCCCGCGUCGCCCCCGACCUCUUAGUCCAGACCUACGGCAAGCAUGGCAGCAUGGGCAAGUUCGCGGCGGACUGGGUCAAGCAGAAGGAGCUCUACAAUAAUCACAUCGGCCACGGUAUGUUCUUACACUGCAUGGCCUUGGACCGCAUGCUGGAGGCCUCUCCCGACUUCAUCACGACGGUUGGUUGCGAGAUCCUGUGUUCGAGGGUCUGCGCGAUGAAGCGGGCGUUCAGGGAUGUGCGCGCGAUGUCCGACUGGAAGCAGCCCCGCGGUACAUCAGCCAACAUGCGGAUGUCGAAGGUGCGUUGGGGCCUGGCGAGCGAGCCGGACUGGCGCUCCGUGAUGGACGGGGGGGUCUCUUCCGAGCGUCGAGAGGAUCUCACCGCGCGGCUGCAGCAGAAGGCGCCGUUCCAGAAGCAUCUGCUCAAGGCGGGCUCCGAGGUGGCCAACGGCGUGGAGUCCGCCCCCCCUGGCACCAUCAAGAAGGUGAGGUCUCUGACCGAAGGGCCCAUUCGUGUCCUGCACUCCCUCUCGCGGGGGGCGGUGGGGUCGGUGGCCGGGCUGGGGCCCGCGGCUCCGUGGGAGCGAUCGACCUCGCUCCAGAAGAGGACGGCCUUGGAGCUUCUGGAUUCGCGGGCCUCCUGGCAGGGCCACAUCUACGACGUCGACGUGGACCUGGGCGCUGCCGUCGAGCGCGUCCUCGCUGGCCGCGCCUCGCCGUGCGAGGGCGAGGGGGUCGCCGAGUCCCUGGGCGUGGAUUCGAAGGGUCGCCGCGUGCUGCCGAAGGGCGCGAUGUGCUCAGUCGACGUGGACGAGUUGGCGCUGCCUGCGCCUGGGACCGUCCCCGUCAAGCUGGUCGACAUCUGUCUCCUUGCCGUCGAGUCUUUCUCGGACGUGGAGGGCCGCGUGCCGAGGCGAGCAGAUUCUGUUAUGGUGCGAGAGUUGGAGAGCCAGGUCGUCCACCGGGACCCCGCGCUGAAGCCUCGUGGGGCCCGCUUGCGCCUGGCGGGGCGACUCUGGAGAGGCGGCGUGCUGACCUUCACUAUGGAGAAGAAGGAGUCGGUGCCGCUCCUCGGGGUCAUCAAGAAGUACGCGGAGUCGGAGGUGGACGGCGACCUGGUCUUGCAGCGGCAUGUGCGUGCGAUUUGGGGCGAGCGGCCGGCCAACCUCCGCUGGGAGCGGCCGUCCUACGUGCCGCUCGGGAAUCCCGCCUCAUUUACGAGCCUGGACCUCUCCAACAUGGAGGUGGAGGGGCGCGUCUACUGUGCGGUCGGCGACAUGCCCGACAUGUUCUACAGGUUGGAGACGCCCCCGCAGUGCUGGCCCUAUUUCUGCUUGGGCGAGGUUGGCGUGGACGAGCUCGUGCUGUGCGUGGCCGAGCGGGCAGUCGACGUCGAGGCGCCCGCCGACUCGGGCUACCUGGCCCUGAAGGUGCUCGUCAUGGGGUGGUCGUGGGCGCCGUUCCUGGCGCGCUCUGCCCUGCAGGCGUGCAUGGAGACGGCUCUCGGCGAAGGCUCGGUUCGCGCUCGUAUGGUGCAUGGGUCCCCGGCGCUUCAGAUCCACGGCGAUGCUGGUGUCUGCGAGGCGCUCGACUGGGCCUGCAUGGACGGCUGCGGCGUGAUGGCGAGCAGCGCGAGCGCGGAGGGCCGCGAGAAGGGGCUGGUGUCGAGCAUGGCGGCGAAGGUCAAGUCCUGCCUGGAGUCCGUGGGCCUCGCGGUCCACGGGGGGGGGGGCGAGGGCGAGGGGCUCGGGUCUCUGGGGGCUGUCCUGAGGGGCCGCCCAUAUGUGAUUGGGUUGUGCCUGUUGAAGACUUGUCGCCUGGCCCUCGUGACCCUCGCCUCGGUGGAGAGAUCCUGCUGGGCAGCGGCCAUAUUGGAGCGCCUCGUCGGGCUUUGGGCUUGGGCAGCGGUGUUCCAGCGAACGGGCCUUGCCAUCUUCGACCAGGUCUACCACGAGAUGCGACGCCCUUCGAGCCCCGCCGCUGCGUUUCGCUUGUCCGCGGAGGCGCGGGCCGAGCUCGCCGCUGCUGCCUACUGCGCCCCGUUCAUGGUCAUCUGCCCGGGGCCGCCCUGGGCCCGCCGGGCUUUCAUGGCCGACUCCAGCGAUGUAGGGUGCGGGGUUGCCGUCGCCCAGGCAACGGUGGAGGAGAGUUGCGCGGGGUCCAGAUACUGCGAGCUGCGAGGCAGGACCAUUGCCGCCGAGGACCUCUGCGCCAACGCCGAGGAGGGCGCCUGGCAGGGGGGCUGCGGCGGCUACGCCCACGACGCCGACGAGUUGGCGCAGGCCGCGGCCUCAGUCGCGCGUGGCCCGAACGUGCGCGCGUUCCGCUUCCUCCACCUCUUCGCGGGGGUUCGGCGGCCAGGGGGCCUCGAGGAGCACUUGCGGCGGCGCGCGGAGAUCGCUGGCAUCCUCAUCGAGGUCUGGUCCCUGGGCGCGAUCAUCGACCCGAAGCACGACCUCACCGACCCCGUGUUUCUGAGCGUCGUCGUGAGGCUCGUCGACAAGGGCUACUGCCAUGGUCAUGGGUUCCGCCCUCUGCGCGCGCGUGCGGAGCCGUGGGGGCGCGCGAACGUCGCGCUGACCUCAUGGGGGCAGCGGCGGCUCGAGCUGGAGGCCAAAUCGCUCAUGGCGGCGCUGACGGUGAUCCGCGCGGUCUGCACGGCCGGCGGGGUCGGCCCGUCGGAGCUCCCGCCCGACCCAGGGGGGCCGCCCUGCCCGUCGAUUUGGGGCCCUGUGGAGUUGAAGGACCUCGUCAGGGAUUUUGGAGGAUGGGCCAACUACCUGGACCAAUGCCGCUACGGCGCCCCCUCCAUGAAGCCGACCAUGGUCGGCAUCUUCGGCGCAUUCGACAGGGGCGGCGGGGGCGCCGCCGCUCGACUCUGCCUUGCCUGCCACCGCGAGGGGCGCCAUCGGGUUACACUCGAGGGCCGAGAGAAGCCAGGAGGUCCGACCUUUCGUACUGCUGCUGCGCAGACCUAUCAGUCCGAGUUUUGCGAGGCCCUCAGCGAGGUCAUCAUCGAGGCUUUCGUGCGCAUGGGGGCGAAGAGGCUCGGGCCCGACGUCGAGGGCUCACUGCGGUGCCGCCCGGGCACCUUCGACUUGGUGGGGCGCGCGACGGCUGGCCGCGAGCCUCUGCAGCCCGUGGGCGCGACCCCAAUGGCCAAGAGGGGCCCCUGGGCAUGGGGCUGCUGCGCGACGGACCCGAACGCCGGCCUGCUGGGUGGUGGCUUCGCGCGCUUGCUCACGCACUCAGUGGCAGACGCCACCGCCUCGCAGUGGGCCUCCAAUGUGCUGCAGUUCCUCAAUUUCUGCAUCCAGCGAGGCUGGCAGCUUACAUCCGAGUCGGAGGUCGAUCGUGCGCUGGCAGACUGCGUGGAUAUCCAGUGUUACGGCGAGCGCAAGAGGGCGACCCUCGGCUCGGUGGUCCUGUUCGGCAUGUUGGUGAUCUGGGUGGCCCACUCCCGGGGGGGGGGCAUCUACGCGAUCGCCAUCUACAUGAUCGAGCAGGGGCACUACGUGGAGGCUGUCUGGACACUCACGCAGUACGACGUCUACGGCCGAGAGCAGGGCUCCGUCAUUCGGCGGGGCGCGGUCGCUAACCUAGUCCUGGGCUCGCGUGGCUUCGGGGCGGGCAAGGGCGAGGAGCUCUACGGCAUCGACCAGGUCCGCUUCCGGAAGCUAUGGCACCAGGCCUGCCGCGCGCUGGGCAUGCCAUGGGCGCCGCCCAUACAUGGGAUCCGCCAUUCGGGCCCCAGCGAGGACGCUGCCCGAGGGUGCGCAUCGCUCGGGCAGGUCAGGCGUCGUGGGAGGUGGAAGGCCCUGUCCAGUGUCCAGCGCUACUCCAUGACGUUUGCCCUGACCCAGUUCCGCGCGAGAAUGCCGGAGGUUGUCCGCGAGUCGGGCGUGCGAGCAGGGCGGGGCCUGAAGGCGGAUAUCCUGCGAGCCCUGAGGAUGCGCCCACGCCCGCGCGGCAGCCUCCCCGAGGCCCUCGAGAACGCCAUCAAGCAGAGCCCAGCCAAGGACGUUGCUGCCGAGCUGAUGGAGAUCAAGAGCUCAAGGGCGCGUAGUUCCAAGAAGGCCAACCAGACCGACGAUGACGACCAAGGUAGCCCUGGGGGCCUUCUCUCGGACGAGACGACGUUCGGGGAGGACGCGGGCUGGUGGGCUGAGUGA